AUGAGGGCAAUGAAAGCUAUCAACAUGAACCGAGUGAUGGACUCCUUGAAGCGCAAGACAACUUCUACUUCUAAUCCUGUUGAUCAGGGCGAAGAUACUCCCGAAGCAAUAGCUCUUCACAAUAUUAUACUCUUCUGCGAGUCAAGUGGUCCUGAUGGAGUGGGUGAUGAGUUUUUAUACCUACCCAACAUUGUUGAUGCUUGCGAAUCUUCGCCCUUGGCCGCUAAGGAAGCUGCUCAUCUUAUCCGAAAAUUUCUCACCAGAGAUUAUAGCAAUAAACCUCAUUUUCAGUUCAGUAGUAUCAUGCUCAUUCGUAUCCUAGUUGACAACCCUGGACAUACUUUCACCAGAAACAUCGAUGCAAAGUUUGUGCAGACCUUGAAGAUACUUUUAAGAACAACCAGUGAUCCGAAUGUUGUGCAUAUUCUAUCGGAAACUCUUAAUAAGUUUGAAAGAGAGAAAACUGACGACGAGAACUUAGAAUUAUUACUUGAAAUGUGGAAAAAAGAACAAGGAAAACUUAUUAGAAGGCAGGUUCCGUCUAAGGAAUCAAAUAUUCCAUUUAUUCCAGGAUAUUCAAGUAAACAAGACAGCUUCCCUCGAAAUUACCACGAUACAGGCCUGCCUCCUGUACAAGAACUAUCUGCCCGAAUAGAGGAAGCCCGCACUUCUGCGACACUUUUAACACAAGUAGUACGCACAGUUUCUAGUGCUGAGAUAUUAUCCGAUGAGCUAGCCCGAGAGCUUGCAGCAGGUUGCCAGAGUGCGAGUCGUAGUAUCCAAGCAUUUAUUGCGGCCGUAAAUCCCGCACCAGACAACGCAACCAUGGAAACAUUAAUAGAGGUCAAUGAACUCUUAAGUAAAUCGCUGAGCCUCUACCAGCGUGGUAUCUUAAAUGCGAGAAAAUAUCAAGAGAUCAGGCCCUUUACACCAACAGGACAUGAGACUACAUCUAAAGGUUCUUUGAAGUCAGGCUCAAGCACACCAGAGAACCCUUUCGCAGAUGUGAAUGAGGAAAAAAAGAAGCAUUACGAAGAAAUUUUACCCUCUGGCUCAGGGUUCAACAUUGAAAAGCCAGGUGAUAUUUCGGGCCACCAUAUAAGUCCAGAGAAAAGAUACAAUUCGUAUGGUCAAAAGGACGAUCAUUCAAUGAUGAAUGAUAACUUGCUUGAUGAGACGAAAGACCAUGCAUCAAAUCAAACUCCCAAGAGACCAGUUUAUAGGUACUAA
This is a messenger RNA of Blumeria graminis f. sp. triticale, 1230 nucleotides long. Lineage: Eukaryota; Fungi; Ascomycota; Leotiomycetes; Helotiales; Erysiphaceae. The record is from the annotation of a GenBank genome assembly.